Molecule: messenger RNA, 3489 nt
Organism: Cladophialophora carrionii CBS 160.54
Lineage: Eukaryota; Fungi; Ascomycota; Eurotiomycetes; Chaetothyriales; Herpotrichiellaceae
Exons: 8
Coding region: 1-3489 (1162 amino acids)
Biological process (GO): arachidonate metabolic process
Cellular component (GO): membrane
Source: RefSeq, a predicted model, not a curated record
AUGGCGGAACCAACCGAAGAAGGAGAGUAUCGGCAUCACCAGAAAGACGAAGAAACGACCUGGUUUGCUCUUGAUCGUGAUGCCAGGGGUGAGCCCGUUCUGGCCGAAUACCGCCGGUAUGCUGCUGUGAUGAUGCAAACAUCGGAGCUGGGAUCAAAGACUCGCUAUCCGAGUCUCGUGUCCUUUGUUGGGCAGACAGGUGCCGGCAAGAGCACCCUCAUAAAUCUCCUAAUUGAUCUCAAAUCGGAUCCGAGGAUGGCUAAUGAUGACCCUGCUAAAAUGGCUCCCGUCAUCGGUCGUUCUAGCUGCACAUUGCCAACGUCGGCUGAUGUGCAUUUAUACAUCAGUCCGGAAACGAGAUUCUCAAAGCGUCCUAUUCUCUAUGCGGAUUGCGAAGGGUUUGAGGGCGGUGAACGAAGCCCUAUUGCCAUCACUGCUUUGUCACCAGAGACCAAGGAUCCAUCUUCCAGCGGAAACGGCUCUCGAAGGCCGGAUGUCCUGCGCAAAAUGUCUCAGGGCACACAGCGACUUCUGAAAUGGGCGAGCCAUAAUAGUCAGGCAUACGAGCAGACGAGCAAGAGGGCCUACGCCGUUUCUGAGAUGUAUCCAAGGAUUUUCUACGCCUUCUCGGAUAUCAUCGUUUUUGUGCUCGACAAUCCGAACACUUUGGAAGUUGUUGUCGAGAGACUACUCGAGUGGGCCGAUGCCAACUAUUCUCGUUCGAUAAACCAACCGACUAAACCACACGCCAUCGUGGCUCUCAACAAAUCCAAUCCGAAGACCCCAGAGGAUCAGUGGAACACGGUGAACGCCACUGCCCAUCUGUUGACCACUGCGUCUGCCAAGAUUGACGAGAACAAAACCUUUGUCAGAUAUGCGAAGAUGCGGAAGAAAGCAUCGUUGUCCCGUAUCGAUAACAUGCACGAUUUGCUUCGCUGCUACUACUCAACGGUGCACGUUGUUCGAAUUCCAGAGAAGAGCAGGUACCACAAGCUCGAUCAGCAACGUCGACAACUUCUUCAGGUAAUUGAAGACUGCUGCACUAUAGCUUUCAAGGACAAGCAAGAGCGGGAGAUGCUCACCGAUGUGGAUGACUUUGGACUCUAUUUGUCGCUAGCAUUCGACCACUUUUCGGAAACAUUGGAUAAGCCAUUCGACUUUAUUGAAGCCUCGUUGAAAAGGAAUCCUCUGUCUGCUUCGUUUGCCGACAACGUGCUUGCGUUUGCAAGAAGGAUGGCGGUGCACAAGAAUUGUGAAGGUCAGAUUGUGGAACUGUUCGCCUACCUGACCCCGUUCGUGGCAUCUUGUAUCCUGCUCGAAUCUGCGAGGAAGAAACGCAUUGGAAGGCCUGAAGACUGGUUCGGUGAUCUCGAGGACGAUGAGCCGGCUAUCUUGAAGUAUUUCCACAAUGACGUCCAGUGCAAUUUCGCCAUUUACGACCCCUUCGCGCUGAAGAAGCGUCCUUGUGAAUUACGAUACUUGCGUCAUGGGCAUUCCCAUCGAGCUAAAACAAAAUUGCGCACGAUUGAAGCGCCUGGAAAUUUCGAAUUGAGCUUCGAAAUGGACCAGAUCACGGCAUGGGAAGAGGACAUCCUGGCACAACUAGUUGAUAUGCACGACAAAUCACGGCGCAAGCUCACUUUCGAAACUAGGCAGGCCACCCUCCAGGCUCACUCCAAGCUCCUCCAAAGUAUAUAUCGAGGUGGAUAUCCCACCCGCGACAAGGCGGCCGAAUUCCAGUUGAACUCGAUAUGCGUCGCAUGUCUGUGUAACCCUCCUCAGCACCAACUUGGGUGUGGGCACAUUCUCUGCACGGACUGUGUCAAAGACUUCGGGCAGCAAGAUGGGAGGUCGGUCAAGAUCCUGGGAUGUCCUCUUCAUGACAACUUCCAGAAAAACAGCCCCACAGGUAUCACAACAGACGUGGAGCUCGCGCCCGCCUUCUCGGGUUUGCGCGUUCUGACAUUAGACGGUGGUGGCAUCAGGGGAAUCGUUGAAUUGGCCGUACUCAAAGCUAUUGAGGCAUGCCUAGGUGUCCCUCUGCAGAAGUUCUUCGACCUCGUCGUUGGCACAAGUACAGGGGGCAUCAUCGCUCUGGGUUUUGGACAUGAAAUGUGGUCUGUCGAUCAUUGCACCCAACAAUUUCAGAAGCUAGUGCAACCCGCUUUCUCGAAGCGUAAAGGCCAAGAUGUGCAUGUCAUUCGGGAAGUUCAACUGUUCGUCAAGCAUAGCAAAUACGAGACGACACCUCUUGAGACUCAAUUGAAGCAAGCUUUUGGAGAUCGGACCCUCUUCCCUAAGCACCGAUCGGAGGACCGCUUGAAAACUGCUGUUAUCGCAGUCUCGAGCUCGGGUUCGAGAGCUUGGGUGCUUUCAAAUUAUAACACUCACCCAGGGCGAGGUAGAGGGCCACCGUACCAAAGAUAUCGACCUAGUCGACCACGGGACGAAAUCCUUACUUGGGAAGCCGCAAGAAGCACGUCCGCCGCACCAGGAUUCUUCAAGCCCUUUUCGCCGCAUAGAGCUGGAAGCAAGCUCGAAGAAUGGAUCGAUGGUGCUGUCCUGCACAACAACCCAGUCCAGAUAGCAAUCGAAGAAGCCCGGCGCAUUGCUGAGAUGGAGCAGCUCAACGGCGAGCCGGACGUUGUGCUCUCAAUUGGCACGGGCCUCUCAAAACGUGUCAGGCAUCUGGGAGAUAUACCUUCUGAGGAGAUACACUUGGGUGCGCCCAAAGCGAGGACAACUGGGUGGAUCCGCAGUCUUUUCACCAUGGUCAGCUACCAGAUCAAGCUGAACACAGAUGCUGAUCGGAGGUGGGCAUCAGUGCUUGACACUGAGCGGCACAUUUCUGGGCAACUGUAUCGCAUCAAUCCUGACCUUCAGAUGGACCCACCCGAGCUGGAUGCUGUUGACAAGGUAGAAGAACUGGCUAAGUUGCUCCCUCGACUGCUGAUCGAGGACGGAAGCUUGCAAGGCCGGAUACAGGAGGUCGCGUGUGCACUGGUCGCAUCAUCCUUCUUCUUCGAGAAGGACGGCCGAGCAGUCAGCACCUCAAGCUCAUCGACGGAAAUCCGCGGCUGGAUCUGCUGCCGUCUCGGUCAUGCUAAAAAGCGUGCCGGAAGCGACUCGGUGCGUGGCUGGAUGGCCACACCCACGCAGCCGAUCACCAGUCUCCGCGGCAAUAAAGACGAUAUCAGGCAGCUCGGCAAAUUUGUUGCUCGCUCCGUCCGGCCAGAGUUCAUUAUCUACAACGAGCCCAAGAACGACAAGGACGUCUUUCUGUCCAUUCCAGUGGACGAAAUGAUGCAGCAAGGCGAAUUCAGCAAGCAGGGCGCACACCUCACGGUGCCCGGAGACGAUACGGUGACGACGAUGGCGCUGAGGCUCCCUGGCAUAUGCGGCGGACGGGCUGAAUUCCCUAUUAGCGGCUUUCCGCGUCAGUUGAUGAAGAUGGACUUUAACCCGUCCUACAGACAUGAUGGACCUUAG